ACAUCCCUUCUCCAACUAGGACCGACAGCCUCUUCUACCUAGUUGCACCGGUCGCAGCGCUCGCCAUGGAUCUUGUUCGCACACUGCAUACGAUCUAGCCCUGCUGAUGUACCUGGAUCAUCACAAGUGAAAACGCUAUCCAAAACACCAACAGCACACCCGAGAUGCAGUGUUAUACCGAGCUGCUCCCGCCUUCGGGUGUCACUCACUCCCUGUCGACCUCCUUCACUUCUGCAGAGGCGGAAAAUCUUAUUGUAGCUCGCACAUCACUACUUCAGAUAUACCAGUACAAGCAAUUCGAACAUGACACCAAGCUGAUUCUGGUGGCCGAAUACAACCUUGCUGGAACAGUGACUUCUCUUGGUAAAGUGAGAAUUCCAGACUCGAAAAGCGGUGGAGAUGCUGUUCUAGUGGCUUUUCUAGAUGCUAAAUUGAGUCUGGUCGAAUGGGACCCAACACUGCAUAGCAUAUCUACCUUGUCAAUUCAUUACUAUGAGCAGCAUGCUACUCAGUCAGCGCCAUGGCAGCCCGAUCUCGCUGAUUGUGUCAGUCGCUUGUCGAUUGAUCCUUCCAGUAGAUGUGCCGCAUACAAUUUUGGUGUCAGUAAUCUGGCCAUUAUUCCCUUCCAUCAAACCGGCGACGACUUAGCCAUGGAUGAUUUUGAUGAGCUUGACGCCGAGGAUAAACCGCGUCAUUCACCAACAAAACCCCCCGACGACACUACAACGAAUGAUCAUGCCACCCCUUACAGCCCUUCGUUUGUCCUGCCUCUCACAAUGCUGGAUCCUGGCUUGUUUCAUCCUGUCGAUAUCGCUUUCCUUCACGAGUACCGCGAUCCAACCAUCGGCAUAGUCUAUUCGACCAUGGCUCGCUCCUCCAACAUGAGCGCGGAAAGACGCGACGUAACAAUAUAUGCGGUAUAUGCACUCGACCUGGAGCAAAAGGCCUCGACAACCCUCCAAUCGGUCCAAAAGUUACCUGAUGACAUCUACCGCAUCCUAGCUCUUCCACUUCCGGUCGGCGGUGCUCUUCUCGUUGGCGGCAACGAAUUGAUCCAUGUGGAUCAGGGUGGUAAGGCCAGCGCUGUUGCUGUCAACGAAUUUGCCAAGGAUGCGUCCUCAUUCCCAAUGACCGACCAUUCAGAGUACAGACUGAAACUAGAGGGAUGUCGCAUUGAGCAUCUAGGCAACUCUGCUGGGGAUAUGUUGAUCAUUUUAUCUACAGGUGACCUAGUUCUGCUCAAUUUCAGAAUGGACGGUCGUUCGGUGACUGGAAUAUCCCUUCGCCGGAUAGCUGAAGGACAGAUGCAAAGUCUCCAACUCAGUGCUGCCUCAUGUACCGCAAAUCUGGGAUCAAGCUGCUUGUUCAUCGGCGGCGAAGACUGUGACUCGGUGGUUGUCAGCCUUGCCAGAAAGUCAGGGCAAUUGAAGAGGGUCCAAUCCAGAGUAAAAUCGGAAACAGAUGGCUUUGAGCCGGAUGGAAACGAAGACGAUCUAGAAGAUGAGGAUGAUCUCUAUGGAGAGAUUUAUUCGGGGACAAAUGGACACAGCUCGGCAGAUGCAAGUGGCCAAAACCUACGGGUUAUGGACCGUCUUCUCUGCAUAGCACCCGUCAACAGUUUUGCGCUUGGAAACUCUAAAAAGCGCAAACGAGAAGACACGGAUGCAGCUAAAGGAUACCAAAGUCAUGAACAGGAACUUGCAGUGGCGUACGGAAGGGGGCACGCCGGCGGCAUUGCCUUUUUAUCCAGACAGCUCGAACUCAAGGUGACGAAACGAUUCAAGUUUGAAGGUGCCAAUGGUCUGUGGUGCUUAGGGACAAAACACGCCCAGUCCGAAAGUGACCAAACACUAGACGAUCUUCUCAUAGUCUCGCAAUAUACCAGCGAAGGCGUCGGACUUUCCUCACUUUGUCGACUUAGCGAGGGGAAUCUAGAGCCUGUUCCAGACUCCGAAUUCGAUCAGAUGGCCGGUCCGACUGUCUCAAUUUCACAGCUCAAGAAUUCGGGCCACACGAUUCAAGUACUGCCCACCGAGAUACGUGUCUAUGAUUCCAAGUUUGCACUUUCGCAGAUCUUCCCAAUUGUGGACGAGGACGAUGGCCAGCUCUCCAAAGCAGUCAAGACCACCUUUGCAGAACCAUAUCUUGCGGUCAUUAGAGAUGAUCGAGUGAUGACGCUGCUCAAGGCAGACAAAGCUGGUGAAUUGGACGAAGUCGAGUUGCCAGACAUCUUACAGGACAAGGCAAUAUUAUCUGCGUCCCUGUAUCAAGAUCAUCGCGACUUUUUCCAGACCUCAAGAUUCUAUGACGACGCAGGUUUGUCUGGUCCCAUAUUGUGCGUCCUGACAACAGAUGGUCAUUUCUGCCUGCUAUCAUUACCCAACAUUGGUCUCCGAGUUUUCCAGUGCGAGAGCUUGCCGUUCCUCCCUACAUACCUCAUGCAAGAUUUGCAGAUUCCCAAGCACUGGCGCAACAAGGAUGAUAUUGGUGAAGUAUUGCUGGCAGAUCUUGGAGACGAGAUAGAUCGUCGACCUUUCCUGGCCGUGCGAAACUUGACAGGAGAUGUUAUUCUGUACGAGCCAUUUGCAAUUCCAAACAUUUCUGGGAGCUUCAAGUUCAGAAAGGUGGCUACCAAGGCGGCAGAAAAUCUUGACGACCAGGCAGAGGAAGAAGGGGAAGAAUCCUCUCUAGGCCCAAUGCAAGUCGUCUCGAACGUGGGAGGCCGCCCUGCGAUAUUCGUGCCGGGCGCUCACCCCUGGCUGGUGUUGAGGGAAGCUUCAACAAUGCCUCGUAUCUACGAGUUGAAGCUUCCCGGGACCAACUCGAUAGUCGGAGCACAUACACUCCUGUGCCCGCACGGUUUGGCCUUUUUAGACGGACGCCAGCAGGUCUGUUUCGGCCAACUACCAAACUCAGCCAUGAUCGGCCAAUCAGACUGGUCUAUCAACAGAGUCCCCUUCAGGCAAGACAUCAGUUCCGUCGCAUAUUUCGAAUCCACGGACUCUUAUGUCCUCGCUAUGAAUUACGGGAUUGAUUUCCAACUCCCUCAAGACGACGAAUGGCAUCCAGAAUGGCAAGCCGAAACCACGACUUUCCUCCCAUCCUCCAUCCAGAGCACUCUCAAGCUGGUCAGCGGAGAGAGUCACUCGGUUAUCAGCCAGUAUCACUUCGACGCAUUCGAAAGGGUGCUCUGCGUCAAAACGAUGAAUCUCGAAGUUUCGGAAGAGACGCACGAGCGUAAAGAAUUGGUCGUCGUCGGCACGGCCAUCGUUAAGGGCGAAAAUCUGACGACACGAGGAAACAUCUACUUCUUCGACGUGGUCGACGUGGUGCCCGAACCUGGCGUGGCGGAAAGCAACCUGAAACUCAAACUGAUCACGAAAGAAGACGUGCGCGGAGCGGUCAGCGCGAUAUGCGACAUCGGUUCGCAAGGGUUCUUGCUGGCGGCGCAGGGGCAGAAAUGCAUGGUACGAGGACUCAAGGAAGACAUGUCGGUUCUCCCGGUCGCGUUUCUCGACAUGCGGUACUACGUCCACGUCGCGAAGGAAUUGCGAGGGACAGGGUUGUGUAUCUUGGGAGACGCGUUUUCUGGGUUAUGGCUGACGGGGUAUUCCGAGGAACCGUACAAGCUACAGGUCAUCGGGCGCGAUUUGGAGAACCCGCCUGUCCUGGCGGCUGAGUUCCUACCCGACGGCAAACAGCUCUUCAUCGUGUCGGCCGAUGGCGACGGCACGUUGCGCGUCUUGCAGUACGACCCCGAGAACCCCAAGGCCGAGCGUGGGACAAAGUUGCUCUUGCGAAGCACGUUCAACGCCGGCACGCUGCCCACACAAAUGUCGCUGCUUCCUCCUCAGUCGAAGAAGAGUGUUGGUGGUGGUGGCGGCGGCGACUCGGACAUGGACGUCGAUGGCCCCGGCGGCGCCGGAGAGAUGGCGACGAGCCUCAGUCGGAUCCUCGUGGCAACGCAGUCGGGCUCAUUGUGCAUGGUCACCCCGCUUCCAGAGUCGGCGUACCGACGCCUGUCGACCCUCCAAAACACGUUGCUCACGACUCUGGACUUUCAGCCGUGCAGCUUGAACCCACGCGCGUACCGACAGGUCGAGACCGACGGGAUCGGAGGCAGGGGAAUCAUCGACGGCAACCUGGUCAAGAGGUGGUGGGAGACGAGCACGCAGCAAAGGGUGGCCAGCGCGGAUAAAGCUGGAGGGAGUGUGUGGGAGGUUCGUGCGGAUAUGGAACUCAUCAGCGGUGGUGAUUUGGGAUUUUAAAAAGACCUUAAACCCCUGAAAAAGAAGGCCCCUCAGGAUCCCCAUCCCGCGAAUUCUGUACUUCCGGCAGGAAGAGUAAACUAUUUGAUUGUGAUCGUUUUGAAGUUGUUCGUCAUUGAUUCCAAAAAAAUAAGAAACUUUUGGCCUGGGUGUUUACUUAGAACCC
Exophiala oligosperma is the source of this 4434-nucleotide messenger RNA. RefSeq lists its product as uncharacterized. The record is from RefSeq and is a predicted model, not a curated record. Lineage: Eukaryota; Fungi; Ascomycota; Eurotiomycetes; Chaetothyriales; Herpotrichiellaceae. The transcript has a single exon. Gene Ontology annotation, molecular function: nucleic acid binding; protein binding. Gene Ontology annotation, cellular component: nucleus; mRNA cleavage and polyadenylation specificity factor complex. Bases 165 to 4268 code for a protein of 1367 amino acids.